Molecule: messenger RNA, 1110 nt
Organism: Medioppia subpectinata
Lineage: Eukaryota; Metazoa; Arthropoda; Arachnida; Sarcoptiformes; Oppiidae
Source: the annotation of a GenBank genome assembly
GGCUCCGGUAUUAUAAACUGCGUGAUCAACGUAUGGAUCAUCGAGAUGUGGCUACAAAAAAGUGCACCCAUACUUCAAAUCCCGGGACUAACAUUUGGUUUGGGAACAAUACUAUCGCCACUUUUAUUAAAGCCAUUUCUACGGGACAAAUACGAUGGACCCCACGUGACCACCAUUGCCACCACCACCGGUGUCGUACCGGUAGUAGUGUCGACACCUGACGACAGUUCAAUCACUUAUGCCUACAAUGAAUCGUACGAAGAGGACAGACGGUCACACUUAAAGACGCCGUUUCUCAUACUGGGUGUCAUUCAAAUUGUUUUUCCCAUUUUAUUGACCUUAAUGUUUGUGUUUAAACGAUACCGUAAUAAAAGCGACUCAACUCAACCCGCGAACACACCAAUGGUCGAUGAAAAGGGUGACCAACAAGCCAAGGAUGUUAUCAAUGAAAACAAUCUAGAUGGUCCACAAUGGAGACUGUUCGACAGGUACCCUAAAUACCGAUGGCCCGCCUUGCUACUAUUUGGCACGUUGGUGGGCGCGUUCAAUCUGGUAGAGUCCUCGUACUAUACGUUCGCCUCGACGUACUUUCAGUACUGCCCGUUGGGUAUCAGUCCGAAAAAGGCCACCGAUGUUAUCACGGCGUUCACCGCCCCCUACACUGUGUUCAGAGGGCUGAGUAUUUUUAUCGCCAUCAAACUGUCACCCAAAUUGAUGCUUAUCAUACACUUUGCCAUUUGUAUUAUAGGAUUAAUAUGCCUGGUGUUUGGCCGCAGUAAUAUGACCAUGUUAUGGGUGGCCAACGUAUUCAUGGGCGUCGGUAUAUCGGCUAUAAUGCAGUCCAUAUUCGCUUUCGUGGGCGCAAAUGUGCGCAUGACUGAUAUGGUGGGCACUUUGAUGACUGUAUUCAUGUCAUCGUUCAAUAUACUGCCCCCGUAUCUCAUCGGGCUAUAUAUGAAACAAUACUCCGAUAUGUUUAUAUUCAACGGUGGCAAUGGGGCACCGGGUGGUAGUGGUGCACCAGCAGUAAAUGGCACGGCUGGCAGUGGGGGUAUAGGUGGCAGUGCCGGCAAUGGAACCAAAUCCAAUGUAAACGUUCAUAUUGGCUAA